Molecule: messenger RNA, 1650 nt
Organism: Brettanomyces bruxellensis
Lineage: Eukaryota; Fungi; Ascomycota; Pichiomycetes; Pichiales; Pichiaceae
Exons: 1
Coding region: 1-1650 (549 amino acids)
Biological process (GO): regulation of DNA-templated transcription
Molecular function (GO): zinc ion binding; DNA-binding transcription factor activity, RNA polymerase II-specific
Source: RefSeq, a predicted model, not a curated record
AUGUGCACCCCUAAUUACAUUCGAUCCGACUCUCCAGUCACGGAUCUGUCUUUUUACUCUCUUCGGUUAAACACCAACAUUCCAACCACAUAUGCUACCACGAGACCAUUUGGGUUUCAGCCGUUUUCUCCGGGGCCGUCGUUUUUCCCGCAGAAGCGCGCACCCGUAAGCUCUGCGGCGGCUGCUAGGGCCGCGUCCGAGGCGGUACGCUCUUUGCAGCGCCAUGCGCCGCCGCCCGCCAUGCGCUACCGACCGCACGAACUCCAGCCGCCUGACGCAUUUCCUUCUUCAUCAUCCGUCACAACUUCUGCGCCGACAUCUUCUGAGCGCAGCUUUGGCUCUGAUUCGUCAGAAUCCUUGGGCGGCCACCCGUUCUUCAGAGCGCAUGGCAUCCGGCUUCCACGCCUCAAGUCCGUGUCGAGCGCCAUGGGCUCGCGCAGCACGAGCGUCGGCGCAUGCGUCGGCGCAGGCAUCAGCGCAGACUCCCCCGCACCCGCUGGCGCUGAACUUUCGGGCGCUGCGGCAAUCUCGCACGAGGCUUCUAUUGGACUACCAUCCAGUAUUUCUUACCCUCACAGCAGACUAGACUUGCUUGUUCAAACCGCAACAGCCUCUCCCGGAAGUCUAGAACCAAUGCUUCCUCCAUUUCUCGGUUAUAAAGGUCCCGCAGGGUACCCUGCGCAGGUUCCGCGCCCACCUUCGCUUUGUUCUUCGCGCUCUUCCUCCUCUUCUAUUCCGCCUGUGCCGCGCACCCCAACCGCCGCCCACAGCGCUCACAUCGGACCAUCCAGAAAUCUGAUCGAUGACUCCGCAAUGUACGUCAAGGAGUCGUUGCCGGAACAAUUUGAGCAUGCGCGCCACCAUGCGCAUCUGCAUACACACAUGCACGCACACGCGGAUGGCCGCAGAAACGGCGCUGAUGGCGCUGACGGCGCCGCAGGCAAGAAGCGCAGGCAUGAGUCUCUAAACGAUUUCUCUUCAUCCAGUCCUAUUGCAAUCAAGUUGGCCUCACCAUCAACCUCUACCAAAAGACAGCGUUCUGGACCAUCGUGCGAUUGUUGCAGAUCGAGAAAAAUUAAGUGCGAUUCAGAGAUUGUGAUCUUAGCGCAUCUUCCCGACGGUAUAUCCGAUAAAGCGGCUGACGGCAGCCGCAAAUCCCAGAUAGCGCACUGCGAGUGGAUAGCCGCAGACGCAGAUACCGGAUAUCAGUACUUUAAAAUUGUGCGCCCAACGGAUUGGGAGGCUGCGCCAUCAUCGUCGCGCCGCGCCAAGCUGGGAACUUUCAACUAUCUGAAAUUCAAGCCUUGCAAAGCCUGCAAUUCGAAGAAUCUCGAUUGCAAAUUCACCAAGGGCUUCACUAGAAAUGAUAUCAUCAAGUUUAACAAGUGCCAAAGGGAGCGCAGGGGCAGCCUGGAGCGCAGUGCAAGCUGUUCCUCGGAGCGCAACCCUGCGCAGAUGGCGGAUGAUCCCCGCAGGCCUGCGGCCGAUUCGGCGCGGUCCAGGAGAAGUUCUUCCGCGCACGGCUCUCGGGCUUCGAAGAAAACCUCGUGCCGCGUCUGCAGAGUCAAAAAGAUCAAAUGCAUAAAAAUUGACGGCUCCUCGAGUUGUCUGAACUGCACGCGGAAACUUUUGCAGUGCUCUUAUGAUUAA